CUGGUAGUAGUGGUAGAGCUGAGAGCUCCAGCUAACAACCUUGUGUCCGCUGGCUUGGCUGCUUCUCUCUUCUCCCUCCUCCUCCAUUGCUUCCACUGCAUGUGCGUCGUCCUUCAUCAUACCCCGAUCAAGAAAAAAAGGCUAGCUAGCUAACCAAGUCCAGGUGAUAUAUCGAUCUCCAGCGAGCUAGCUAGCAAGGCUGCGCAUGCCGUCGUCGUCGUCCAUGGGCAUGGGCAUGGGCAAGGCGGCGGUGGUGAGCAAGAGCUGGCAGGAGUCGAAGCUGCUGUGGCACAUCGCGUUCCCGGCCAUCCUGACCGCCGUCUUCCAGUUCUCCAUCGGCUUCGUCACCGUGGGCUUCGUGGGCCACAUCGGCUCCGUGGAGCUCGCCGCCGUCACCGUCGUCGAGAACGUCAUCGAGGGCUUCGCCUACGGGGUCCUGCUGGGCAUGGGCAGCGCGCUGGAGACGCUGUGCGGGCAGGCGGUGGGGGCGGGGCAGGUGGGGAUGCUGGGCGUGUACAUCCAGCGCUCCUGGAUCAUCUGCGGCGCCACGGCGGUGCUGCUCACGCCGACGUACCUGUUCACGGCGCCCAUCCUGCGCGCGCUGCGGCAGCCGGCCGACGUGGCGCGCGUCGCGGGCGCCUACUGCCGCUGGGUGCUCCCGCAGCUGUUCGCCUACGCCGCCAACUUCCCGCUGCAGAAGUUCUUCCAGGCGCAGAGCCGGGUGUGGGUGGUCACCGCCAUCUCGGGCGCCGCCCUGGCGCUCCACGUCGCCCUCAACUACGUCUUCGUCGCGCGCAUGGGCCACGGCCUCCCCGCCGCCGCCGCCGUCGGGAACGUCACCUGGUGGCUCGUCAUCGCCGCGCAGGUGGCGUACCUCCUGUCUGGGCGAUUCGAGGACGCAUGGCGAGGGUUCUCUAGGCUCGCGUUCGCCAACCUCGCCGCCUUCGUCAAGCUGUCGCUCGCGUCCGCCGUCAUGCUCUGCUUGGAGCUCUGGUACUACACUGCGGUGCUCAUCCUUGUAGGGUUCCUGAAGAACGCGCGGCUUCAGAUUGACGUCAUGUCCAUCUGCAUCAAUUACCAGCUGUGGACGCUCAUGGUUGCGCUGGGCUUCAACGCAGCGGUGAGCGUCCGGGUGUCCAACGAGCUGGGCGCCAACAGGCCCAAGGCGGCCAAGUUCGCGGUGACCGUGGCGGUGCUGACGUCGGGCUCCGUCGGCGCCGUCUUCCUCGCCGUGUUCCUGGCCUGGAGGACGGGGCUGCCGCGCUUCUUCAGCGAGGACGGCGACGUGCUGCGGGAGGCCUCCAGGCUGGGCUACCUCCUCGCCGGCUCCAUCUUCCUCAACAGCGUCCAGCCGGUGCUCUCGGGCGUGGCCAUCGGGGCGGGCUGGCAGGCGCUCGUGGCCGUCGUCAACAUCGGCAGCUACUACUUCGUCGGCAUCCCGCUCGCGGCGCUCUUCGGCUUCAAGCUAGGCAUGGACGCGAUGGGGAUCUGGCUGGGCAUGACGCUCGGGACUCUGCUUCAGACGGCUAUCCUCGUGUUCAUCUCGUACAGGACCAAGUGGGAGAAACAGGCUAUGCGGGCCGAAGAAAGGGUCAGGGAGUGGGGAGGGAGGGCCGACGCCCUGCCGUCGGCCACGCAGGUCGCGCCGGCGGCCGAAGAUGCGGGUCCACCAUCAAAUGCGAGUGCGACCUAAGUUCUAAGGUCGUUUAGGAUUAAUUAAUGGCAGUGUUAUGUGUAGGCAUCAAGACUUUGCUGCAGCAACAGCCCGAACAUCGCCACAGCGGACCGGACCCAUGUGUACAGAUUGAUCGA
Zea mays is the source of this 1812-nucleotide messenger RNA. RefSeq lists its product as uncharacterized. Gene Ontology annotation, cellular component: membrane. Gene Ontology annotation, molecular function: antiporter activity; xenobiotic transmembrane transporter activity. Gene Ontology annotation, biological process: xenobiotic detoxification by transmembrane export across the plasma membrane. Bases 206 to 1693 code for a protein of 495 amino acids. The record is from RefSeq and is marked validated. Lineage: Eukaryota; Viridiplantae; Streptophyta; Magnoliopsida; Poales; Poaceae. The transcript is spliced from 6 exons.